CCGUUUCAAGCGUGUAGAUGGUGAAUCUUUGAUGUCUUUUCCUUUUAGGUCAAUCUUGUAAUCAUGGCGGUAGGAAAGAACAAGGGGCUCUCGAAAGGAGGCAAAAAGGGUGUGAAGAAGAAGAUUGUUGAUCCUUUUACUCGAAAAGAUUGGUAUGACGUCAAAGCACCGUCUAUGUUCGCCAACCGGCAGGUUGGAAAAACUUUGGUCAACAGAACUCAGGGAACAAAGAUCGCUUCUGAGGGUCUAAAAUUUAGAGUCUUUGAGGUAUCUUUGGCUGAUUUACAAAGUGAUCAGGAUGCAGAAAGGUCAUUCCGAAAAUUCAGAUUGAUUGCUGAAGAUGUUCAAGGUCGUAAUGUGUUGACUAAUUUUCACGGCAUGGACUUAACAACGGACAAGCUUCGGUCAAUGGUGAAAAAAUGGCAGACUUUGAUUGAAGCUAAUGUGGAUGUAAAAACCACAGAUGGCUAUUUACUCAGAGUCUUCUGUAUUGGUUUUACAAACAAGGAUCAGCUUAGUACAAGAAAAACUUGCUAUGCUCAACAUGCGCAGGUUAAAAAAAUUCGCCAAAAAAUGGUAGAGACUAUUACGGAGGAUGUUACUAAAACCGAUUUGAAAGGCGUGGUGAGCAAAUUGCUUCCAGACGCUACAGCAAAAGACAUUGAGAAAGCCUCUCAGGGUAUCUACCCUCUUCAUGAUGUUUACAUUCGUAAGGUGAAAGUAUUGAAAAAGCCACGUUUCGAACUUAGCAAAUUGCUGGAACUGCACGGAGAUGGAGGUGGCAAUAAGACCGAAGAAGUCGGUGACAGUGGAUCCAAAGUUGAUAGACCGGAAGGUUAUGAACCACCGGUACAAGAAUCUGUGUGAGACAAAUUUCGUAAAAAAAAUAAAAUCGUCAUUUAAAUGAAAA
Pseudomyrmex gracilis is the source of this 910-nucleotide messenger RNA. RefSeq names its product 40S ribosomal protein S3a (gene RpS3A). Gene Ontology annotation, biological process: translation. Gene Ontology annotation, cellular component: cytosol; ribosome. Gene Ontology annotation, molecular function: structural constituent of ribosome. The record is from RefSeq and is a predicted model, not a curated record. The transcript has 5 exons. NCBI's taxonomy places the organism in Eukaryota, Metazoa, Arthropoda, Insecta, Hymenoptera, Formicidae. The coding region runs from base 64 to 867 and encodes 267 amino acids.